AUGGCCUGUGAUCAGGGCCCACAGCAGCCCCAGCCCAUGUCUACAGGAGCCACCGCCACCGCCACAGUGGACCCCCCUGGGAACAAUCAUGGCUCUGUGGAGGGUGACCUGGAGUGCCUGGUGUGUCGGGAGUGCUACACCUGUGCCCGGUGGCCCAAGCUGCUGGGCUGCCAGCACGCCUUCUGCACAGUCUGCCUGAAGCUCCUGCUAUGUGUGCAGGACGACAUCUGGUCCAUCACCUGCCCGUUGUGCCGCAUGGUCACCGCUGUCCCCGGGGGUCUCAUCUGCAGCCUGCAGGACCAGGAGGUGGUAGUGGGGCGGCUGGCCCAGCCACGCCCGGAGGUGCAGCUCUGUCCUCAGGGGUUGGUGGAUCCUGCCACCUCAGCCACAGUGUACCCCAACUUGGCAGGAGGGAAUGGGCAGGACACGGUGAGUGCCAACCGCGUGGCAGCCCGGCGCCUGGCCGCACACCUGUUCCUGCUGGUCUUGCUCAUUGUCCUCAUCCUGCCCUUCAUCUACCCGGGUGUCAUCAGGUGGCUGCUCUCCUUCAUCCUCGCCCUGGCCCUGCUGAUGUCCAUCCUCUUCUGCUGCCACCCCAGCAGCCAGGGCAGCCGCCAGUCCUGGUCCAGGACUCUCUUCUGCAGAGAGCAGAAACCCAGCCAGAUCUCUUCCAUUGCCUGA
This is a messenger RNA of Cynocephalus volans (Philippine flying lemur), 681 nucleotides long. It is a transcript of the gene RNF186, whose product is annotated as ring finger protein 186. The record is from RefSeq and is a predicted model, not a curated record. NCBI's taxonomy places the organism in Eukaryota, Metazoa, Chordata, Mammalia, Dermoptera, Cynocephalidae. The transcript has a single exon. Gene Ontology annotation, biological process: protein localization to mitochondrion; protein autoubiquitination; proteasome-mediated ubiquitin-dependent protein catabolic process. Bases 1 to 681 code for a protein of 226 amino acids. Gene Ontology annotation, molecular function: ubiquitin protein ligase activity. Gene Ontology annotation, cellular component: endoplasmic reticulum membrane.